AUGAAUCCCAGCGACACUCCCGCCGCAGAAACGCCCCCAAGCAUCUUCAAUUAUGUGCUCAGCUUCCUCCUAGUCGGCGUCGCCUGGGGCUUUACAACGCCCUUCAUCCGGCGCGCAGCGGUCGACUUUAACGCUCGCAACGAGCAGAAAGCGCAGAAAGAACAGGAUGCCGCCUCCAGCUCUAGCCUGAGCUCAUGGGUAAUGCAGAAGCUUCUCUCCCUGUCGAGGGCGGCAGCAAAGCUCCUGCGGACUCCUGGCUAUACCGUGCCAUUGCUGCUGAAUCUCACGGGGAGUGUGUGGUUUUUUCUGCUGGUUGGGAAACACGAACUUAGCCUCAGCGUCCCCAUCACAAAUUCGAUGGCAUUUCUCUUUACCGUGCUGGGGGAGUGGUGUGCUGAGGAGAAGGUGAUAUCAAAAUCAACGUGGCUGGGCAUGUUUAUGGUGCUGGGUGGGAUUGCGCUAUGUGUCCAUUCCAAGACGCAGUGA
Messenger RNA from Histoplasma mississippiense, 486 nucleotides. RefSeq lists its product with no specific name. The record is from RefSeq and is a predicted model, not a curated record. The transcript is spliced from 3 exons. NCBI's taxonomy places the organism in Eukaryota, Fungi, Ascomycota, Eurotiomycetes, Onygenales, Ajellomycetaceae. The coding region runs from base 1 to 486 and encodes 161 amino acids.